This is a messenger RNA of Capra hircus (goat), 3381 nucleotides long. RefSeq names its product zinc finger protein 665-like. The record is from RefSeq and is a predicted model, not a curated record. Gene Ontology annotation, molecular function: DNA-binding transcription factor activity, RNA polymerase II-specific; RNA polymerase II cis-regulatory region sequence-specific DNA binding. Lineage: Eukaryota; Metazoa; Chordata; Mammalia; Artiodactyla; Bovidae. The transcript has 2 exons. Bases 714 to 3053 code for a protein of 779 amino acids. Gene Ontology annotation, biological process: regulation of transcription by RNA polymerase II.
CCGACGUAAUUCUUAGCUCUUUAAAAAAGGCUCUGUAUCUUUAAGAUGUGUUAAGCUUCGUGCCUCUCGCAGUUGGGGGCCUGUAAACAGUCACAUGCAUAGUUGUAAAAGUCUGGACAGACCGGUCAGGUAAGUUAGAAAGGUAUCAGAGGGGUUUAAGCCUAGACAUUAUUUUUACACCCAGGAGACUUACUGAGUGGAGCUCUAAGUUAAUUCCUUUUACAGGAAGGUGGUGGGGGACAGCCUCUGUUAAUGUCAGAUGCAUAAGCGAAAAGCAUAAUGCAUUACGGCAGGCAGACUCUGGUUUUGGGGGGUAGAUGCUCAAGAAAACCCAGCGAGGCUCCCUUAAGGCUGGACUCACCUUUGCCUGUCGGACCCCUUAACCUCAUGACCUUUGCCACGGGUGGGACUCCUGGUGCUGGCUCCCAGCAAUAGGUUCCUAAGGGUCCUGGUAGAAAAACACUCUGUUUUUGAGAGUUGGCAUAAGAUUGUCUAAUGUGAAUGUGUUUGGCAUAUAGUUUUUAAAACUAGGGCUACAUUAAUGGUGAAUUUGUUAUACUUUCUUAAGUUAAGAAUUCUAUUUCUUUAGUGUUUCUAAACCGUUAUGGUGAUCAUUGUGGUGUUUCAUAACUUGAUAUAUCUCUCCUACACAUGUGAUCAAGCAUUUACAACCCACAGCGAACAGUGAUAAACUAGAAACAUUCCAAACAUUGAUGCUGGGAAGCCCUGAAAGCUGUGAAAUCAAACAUGUUCAUCUUUGGGAAAGUCAGGAGAACAUGUGUGACUUUGAGUGUCAGGGGAGAGAUGACAAAAGAAAUUACAAAGGCUCACCUAUAAGCCUUAAUGGAAAUGUGCCUGAUGGAAGAGAUUCGCAUGAUAGAAAGGAUGGAGGCAUCAAGCCCUUUGGAAAGAGGUUUGGAUUUAACUUUCAGGAUAAACUGCAGAUAUUUCAAACUAGCAGAAUAAUUUCUGAAUAUAAUGAAGUUAAGAGUUCUGUCAACAACAGUUUCUCAUUUUCACCACUUCAAAGAAUUCCUCCUUGUGUCCAAACCAGUGUUUCUAACAUAUAUGGGAGUGAUUUUAUGAAUCCUUCAGGAAUAAGAGAAGAACUCAAAGCACACAGGGAAAAACCUUACAAAUGUGAUGAGUGUGGCAAGGCCUUUACUCACAGCUCACACCUCAGGAGACAUAAGAAAAUUCAUACAGGAAAGAAAUUAUUUAAAUGCGAUAUAUGUGACAAAGUCUUCAGCCGAAAUUCAAACCUUGCUGGUCAUCAGAGGGUUCAUACUGGAGAGAAACCUUACAAAUGUGAUGAGUGUGGAAUGGCCUUUCAUGUAAAGUUAACCCUUUUAAGGCAUCAGACAGUUCAUACUGGUGAAAAACCUUACAAAUGUGGUGAGUGUGACAAGGCCUUUUGUGUAAAGUCAAGCCUUUUAAGGCAUCAGACAGUUCAUACUGGAGAGAAACCUUACAAAUGUGAUCAGUGUGGCAAGGCCUUUCGUCUGAAGUCAAGCCUUUUACGUCAUCAGACAGUUCAUACUGGACAGAAACCUUACAAAUGUGAUGAGUGUGGCAAGGCCUUUCGUAUAAAGUCAAGCUUUUUAAGUCAUCAGACAGUUCAUACUGGAGAGAAACCUUACAAAUGUGAUGAGUGUGGCAUGGCCUUUCAUGUAAAGUUAACCCUUUUAAGUCAUCAGACAGUCCAUACUGGAGAGAAACCUUACAAAUGUGAUGAGUGUGGCAAGGCCUUUUGUGUAAAGUCAAAGCUUUUUAUUCAUCAGACAGUUCAUACUGGUGAGAAACCUUACAAAUGUGAUGAGUGUGGCAAGGCCUUUCGUCUAAACUCAAGCCUUUUAAGUCAUCAGACAGUUCAUACUGGAGAGAAACCUUACAAAUGUGAUGAGUGUGGCGAGGCCUUUCGUAUAAAGUCAAACCUUUUAAGGCAUCAGAAAGUUCAUACUGGAGAGAAACCUUACAAAUGUGAUGAGUGUGGCAAGGCGUUUCGUGUAAAGUCAACCCUUUUAAGGCAUCAGACAGUUCAUACUGGAGAGAAACGUUACAAAUGUGAUGAGUGUGGCAAGGCCUUUCGUCUUAAGUCAAGCCUUUUUGGUCAUCAGACAGUUCAUACUGGAGAGAAGCCUUACAAAUGUGCUGAGUGUGGCAAGGCCUUUCGUGUGAAGUCAAACCUUUUAAGUCAUCAGACAGUUCAUACUGGAGAGAAGCCUUACAAAUGUGAUGAGUGUGGCAAGGCCUUUCGUGUAAAAUCAAGCCUUUUAAGUCAUUGGACAGUUCAUACUGGAGAGAAGCCUUACAAAUGUGAUGAGUGUGGCAAGGCCUUUUGUGUAAAGUCAAACCUUUUAAGUCAUCAGACAGUUCACACUGGAGAGAAACCUUACAGAUGUGAUGAGUGUGGCAAGACCUUUUGUGUAAAGUCAACCAUUUUAAGGCAUCAGACAGUUCAUACUGGAGAGAAACCUUUCAAAUGUGAUGAAUGUGGCAAGGCCUUUCGUGAAAAGUCAACCCUUUUAGGUCAUCAGACGGUUCAUACUGGAGAGAAACCUUACAAAUGUGAUGAGUGUGGCAAGGCCUUUCGUCUAAAGUCAACCCUUUUAAGGCAUCAGACAGUUCAUACUGGAGAGAAACCAUACAAAUGUGAUCAGUGUGGCAAGGCCUUUUGUGUAAAGUCAAUCCUUGUAAGUCAUCAGACAGUUCAUACUGGAGACAAACGUUACAAAUGUGAUGAGUGUGGCAAGGCCUUUCGUCUAAAGUCAACCCUUUUAAGUCAUCAGACAGUUCAUACUGGAGAGAAAUCUUACGAAUGUGAUGAGUGUGGAAAAGUCUUUGGUCAAAAAUCACACCUUCAACUUCACUGGAGAAUUCAUACUGGAGAGAGCCCUUUCAGAUGUAAUGAGUGUGGCAAGUUCUUCAGUCAAAAUGCGAACCUUAAAAAACAUCAGAAAAUACAUAUAGAGAAAGCUUUCAAAUGUUUCGAGUGUGGAAAAUCCUUUAUUCAGGUCUCAGCACUCACUAAACAUCAGAAAAUCCAUACAUGAGGGAAACUCAUGUGAAUGUGGUAUAUGGUAGAAGUCUUCAAAUGUCAAAGUUCAAAAUUCACACCCUACUGUUGCUCAGAAAAUCAUCCUCCUGAGAAACCAUACAAAUAUCGUGAGUGUGGCAACAUAUUAGGCUUUAUGAGAAUAUUCAUAUUGGAUAGAAGCCAGAUAUAUAUGUAUUUAUUACUCAGGUCUUUAGAAAAUGAAUUCAUUCUAGAAAGAUUCCUCACCAAUUUCACAAAUGUUAAAAAACACAAAAACAAACAAAAAAACCCUAUCCUCUCAUCUCACCAGUAGCAUCAGACUAUUUAUCCUGGAGAAAACACAA